This is a messenger RNA of Mycotypha africana, 1287 nucleotides long. RefSeq lists its product as uncharacterized. Gene Ontology annotation, biological process: cellular response to oxidative stress. The transcript is spliced from 3 exons. Lineage: Eukaryota; Fungi; Mucoromycota; Mucoromycetes; Mucorales; Mycotyphaceae. Gene Ontology annotation, molecular function: hexosyltransferase activity. The coding region runs from base 306 to 1196 and encodes 296 amino acids. The record is from RefSeq and is a predicted model, not a curated record. Gene Ontology annotation, cellular component: endoplasmic reticulum membrane.
CCUUACAAGCUUUCCGGCAUAACAAAUACCUAUCAUAGGGUCACACCUCUUUUAAAAAGAGAGGAACCUUUUCGUUUAUUGUUCCUCGACGUCUUCAACUACCUUUGUUCAUACUGAAGUUAUUGUGUUUGAUACCUGCUAUUAUUGGCGUGAUUGAUAAUCUAUCAAAAGCAUUCGCAAGUACCAUCGCCCCUAAUGAACAUUCAGCUAGCAUAUUUGAGCACAAAAGUACACCACUCAUUCAUAAAGUAGCUUUACUAUGGUGCUUACUAGCAGGUUAUUGGAGUUGGAUCUUCACCACAAGCAUGUUGAAUCGAUGGCUUCUUCACUAUGAGAUCAGUAGUGUCAUCGUUCGUCUCAUCACCCUCAUUGUGAUCAAUUGGUCUGUAUCAGCAUUUCUUGGCUCUCAUUAUGGCAUCGAUCAGCCUAUUUGGAAGUGGAUGACCAUAUGCCUUAUCUUUUUGGUAUCCAAUCUGUUAAAAAAGAAAUUUGCUGCUACGACAACACCGUUAAGAAUGGAAAAUACUACGAGUACUACUGCUACUGGUAGUUUGAUUACCAUGGAUUUCGAAGAUAGUAAAAAACGUGGAACCACUCAUCAACGAUCCACGAUGGUCCGUAUUCUAAUUUUGCCCUUGACGAUUGUUGUCUUUAUCACCAUGUUUGCAUUACUUUAUCAAGUGGGGCAAUUAAGAAAGGAAUCGGUUGUACUAGCAGAAAAGCGUAUGGUGGUUCCUGUGGCUGAACCUCAUCCUGGGCUCAACAAUGACGCCGAAGUACGUGUGAUGGUAUUUGUUCUAUCUGCCUGGACGGCAAAAGGAGUUGUCAAAAGAAAAGAGUUUCGUGAGACAACACUCCAACUGAUGCCAAAGGAUGAUAACACGAAAAUAUCCUACAUUUACAAAUUCAUUUUGGGUCAACCUCCGAAAGACAAUGAACUCGUCAAAAAGAACGUCAUGCCUAUUGUUGAGAAAGAAAUGGAAGAAUUUGGGGAUCUUUUGAUAUUGGAUUGCUCGGAUCGCUAUGAAGACCUUAGUAGAAAAGUGUACUCGGCAUUUGAAUGGGCGAAUCAGUAUGAUUUCGACUACUUUAUAAAGACGGAUGAUGAUAUCUUUGUUAGAUGGGAUACUAUCAGUCAAGAAUUAGAGUUAGCUGGAAGGACAAACCGAUAUUGGAGAGGGUUGGCUUACUGGUAAAAAUGAAUAUACCUCCAAUUCGCGAUACGGGUAAUAAAAAUAGUGAAAUGGUUUAUCCACUACCUAUCUUCCCUCCAUUUACAGCAGGUGC